Messenger RNA from Ilex paraguariensis (yerba mate), 1624 nucleotides. The record is from the annotation of a GenBank genome assembly. Lineage: Eukaryota; Viridiplantae; Streptophyta; Magnoliopsida; Aquifoliales; Aquifoliaceae.
AUCAGAUUCCACCGCCUUGAAAUAUAAACCCCACCGUCUUAAACCUCUUCUCCACACAAGAAGCCUUCUUCCGUAAACUCCAAUUCCAAACUUCUUGCGUUUCUUAAACUUCUCUGACAUUUUUCUUCUUCUUUGUCUGGUCUGAUCGAGCGAGGAACAAUGAUGAUGAGCCGUGGUGCAACCAGGGCGGCCCGGUCGGUGAUGGGUCACGUGGGACCACGUUUCUUCUCCACCGCUACCGUUCGUGGCGGAGCAGCCAAUGGGUCAGCCACCGGAGUUGUUGGUGCUUCAGGUUUGUUGGGUGUGAAUCCAUUCAUGGGUUCGGAGAGGACAACGGUGGCGUGGAUUAGAUUUCCAGUAAUGGGUGUGCGAAAAGAGAGUACCGUAGCUUUGGGUGACAAGGACGAGCAUCCGGAGAAACAAGCGCAGACUGGUGGUGCUAGUGGUGCUGCCGGUGGUGGUGGGGAUGAUAAGGCCAUUGUCAGUUACUGGGGGGUUGAGCCGGCGAAGGUUACUAAAGAGGAUGGUACUGAAUGGAGGUGGCACUGCUUUAGGCCAUGGGAGACUUACCAGGCUGAUCUUUCGAUAGAUCUGAAGAAACAUCAUGCCCCUGUGACUUUCUUGGACAAAGUAGCUUAUUGGACUGUCAAGUCUCUGAGAUACCCUACAGAUGUAUUUUUUCAGAGGCGAUAUGGGUGUCGUGCAAUGAUGUUAGAAACUGUGGCCGCUGUCCCUGGCAUGGUUGGAGGGAUGUUGCUACACUUCCAGUCACUGAGGCGGUUUGAACACAGUGGUGGUUGGAUCAAAACCCUGUUGGAAGAAGCUGAAAAUGAAAGGAUGCACCUCAUGACCUUUAUGGAGGUGUCCAAGCCAAGAUGGUAUGAGCGUGCCCUCGUGGUUGCAGUCCAAGGCAUUUUCUUCAAUGCAUACUUCCUUGCCUAUCUGGCUUCACCAAAACUGGCUCACCGUGUUGUUGGUUACUUGGAAGAAGAGGCCAUUCACUCCUACACUGAGUUCCUCAAGGAAUUGGACAAGGGUACUAUUGAAAAUGUCCCCGCUCCGGCAAUAGCCAUUGAUUACUGGCGUAUGCCACCUGACUCCACCCUCCGCGAUGUUGUCAUGGUUGUGAGAGCAGAUGAGGCCCACCACCGCGAUGUCAACCACUUUGCGUCGGACAUUCACUAUCAAGGACAUGAGUUGAAAAGCUCUCCAGCUCCACUUGGAUAUCACUGAACGAACAGAGAAAUCUGCCUAAUAAAUUAGAUAGGUGAUCACCUGCUCCUUUUAUUCAUGAAAAUUUAUCUAUGAAGGCUCCCUCUAUUUCGAAGGAAAACAAAAUCCUGACUAAAGAUAAUGAUGUGAGUACAAGGAGGGGAAUUGUCAAACGAACUAUUUCCUAAAGCAGCCUCCAGCAAAUGAUAUUAGAAGGAAGCUGCUUUCAGAAAACAAAAGCUACAAGAGUUUUGUGUAAAUAAGAUGAAAGUUACAUGAGUGUUUUGUAAUUAUCAUCUGGAUGUAGUUUUCCAACUUGUGAUUUGUGAAGCGUUCACUGGAUUAUUAUACUUCUUUUAAGAAAAUCUAAAUUUAUAAGGUUCUCUGCAAUGACAGUGCUGGGACUAGUACG